AUGGCUUCUUCCAAUGAUCAGCAAAUCCAGCCGCAUCUCAUGGCCAAGCCAACAACCCUUAACCAUAUUCCCAUUGCCGUUAAUAAAGAACAAGAAGAACAAGACCAAACUUUUGGCAACUACAUCAACUACAUCCCCAACCACUUCAAUGGGUUCCAAUUUUCGCCUUCUGUUUUCCUUUCUCGUAUUCGUUUUCGUUUCGGAAGCUGGAGCCAGACCCAAUAUUUCGCACCCGGGUACAGGUUCUGUCCCUUGGACAGCGAGCUCAUUGUCCACUACUUGCGGAAGAAGGUUAACAAUGAGGCGUUGCCGCAUAAUGGAAUCAGGGAUGUGACUCUUUACCAGCACAAUCCGGAAUACCUCACGGCUCGGUAUCCAGCAUUAGGGGAUAAAAAAUGGUACUUCUUCACAUCAAGGGACCGAAAAUAUCCGAAUGGAUUCCGACCUAAUCGAGCAACCGAUAAUGGAUACUGGAAAGCCACUGGAGCAGAUAAGUUUGUGCACUACAAAGAUCAGGUUGUUGGGCCUAGGAAGGCAUUAGUUUUCUAUGAAGGAAAGCCGAAGCCAGGGAAGGGUAUAAAGACCAAUUGGAUCAUGCACGAGUUUCGAGUCAAGGGGCCUCCUAGAAUCAAAGAGAAUCAACAUGAUAUGAAGCAAUGCAUCGGGAAGACAAUCGGCUCGACUUAUGGUUGA
This is a messenger RNA of Rhododendron vialii, 693 nucleotides long. RefSeq names its product NAC transcription factor 47-like. The coding region runs from base 1 to 693 and encodes 230 amino acids. Lineage: Eukaryota; Viridiplantae; Streptophyta; Magnoliopsida; Ericales; Ericaceae. The transcript is spliced from 4 exons. Gene Ontology annotation, molecular function: DNA binding. The record is from RefSeq and is a predicted model, not a curated record. Gene Ontology annotation, biological process: regulation of DNA-templated transcription.